UCUCUUCCCCUCUCCUGUUCGCAUACACACGCGCACGCACGCACACCCUCGCUCUCUCCCGACAAACACGAGCCGAGGGAAGAAACCGGAGGGGGGAAAAAAAGAAAAAGACCCAGAAGUAAAGCAAGCCCUCCGCGUCUGCUCGGCGGGGUCCAGAGAAGAGGAAGAGUCCAGCCAUCUCGUCCAGCUCUCUGUCUCUGAGCCCCACUGUAGCUCAGCGAGCAGCAGAGAGACCCACGGCGAGCGUGCGCGGAGAAAGAGGUGUGGGGGAAAAACAGAGAGGCGUAGAGCGGAAGACAGUGGUAUGAGGCACUGAUGAUGGCUCUGGACAUGGAGAGGACGGUCUCGAAGCUCAUGUUCGACUUCCAGAGGAACUCCACGUCGGACGAUGAUUCUGGCUGCGCUCUGGAGGAGUACGCCUGGGUGCCCCCGGGCCUGAAGCCUGAGCAGGUUCACCAAUAUUAUAGUUUCCUGCCAGAAGACAAAGUCCCAUAUGUGAACAGCAUUGGCGAGAAGCAUCGCCUUAAACAGCUCCUACACCAGCUGCCUCCUCAUGACAAUGAGGUGCGAUACUGCAACUCUCUGGAUGAAGAAGAGAAAAGGGAGCUAAAGAUCUUCAGCAACCAGAGAAAGAGGGACAACCUGGGCCGAGGCACUGUCCGACCUCUGCCCCUCACCAUAACUGGAGCCGUUUGCGAACAGUGCGGAGGUCAGAUCAACGGCGGUGACAUCGCCGUGUUCGCCUCGCGCGUGGCGCACAACCUGUGCUGGCACCCGCACUGCUUCGUGUGCUGCGUGUGCGCCGAGCUGCUGGUGGACCUCAUAUACUUCCACCAGGAUGGCAAGAUCUACUGCGGCCGCCACCACGCCGAGCGCCUCAAGCCGCGCUGCUCGGCCUGCGACGAGAUCAUCUUUGCGGACGAGUGCACAGAGGCGGAGGGCCGACACUGGCACAUGCGCCACUUCUGCUGCUACGAGUGCGCGGCGCCUCUCGGUGGCCAGCGCUACAUCAUGCGGGAGGGGCAGCCACACUGCUGCAACUGCUUCGAGUCGCUCUACGCCGAGUUCUGUGAUGCGUGCGGCAAGCACAUAGGAAUAGACCAAGGCCAAAUGGCAUAUGAGGGUCAACACUGGCACGCCACCGAAGAAUGUUUCUGCUGCGCCCGCUGCCGCCAGUCUCUGCUGGGUCGUCCCUUCCUGCCGAAGCAAGGCCUCAUCUACUGUUCCCGCCUCUGCAGCCAGGGGGAGGAGCCUGAUCUCUCCGACUCUUCCGACUCUGCCUUCCAGAGUGCCCGCUCGCGCCAGUCACGUCGCAGCGCUCGCAUUGGCAAACAGGGCACCAAGAGCAAGGCAGAAGGGGUCCGGCAGCAGUCGUCGGGCUCGGCAUCUGCCACGGGCGAGCGGCACUCGGUGGACGGGGACUCCCUGGCCGUCCCCAUGGACCUGCUGAGCGUGUCCAGCCCAGCACCCAGCCGCACCCCCAACCGCACACCCACGCGGACCCCGAGCCGAACCCCGAGCCGUUCUCCCAGCCUGAACCGCAAGCAGUCCGUCUGGAUGAGCCGGGAUGAGCCAUACUCCUACGAGUCAAACCAGAGAGAUCCGUCGCCUUCCCCCAAUCCCCAUCAGCUCAGGAGCCAGUGCAGCAUCCGGAGCCCUUAUCCCACCUCUCCCAACCAGCCGGCCAAGGUGGUGAGCCCUCCGGAGACCUGGCACAAAGAGGCAGCGGGCAGUAACCCCAAGAAGCCCCCCGUCAUGGCGGCCCUAAGAGGCCACUCGUUCAACGAGAACUGGAUGCACCACGGGAAGGACCCCGAGUUCCAUCCACCCAAGCUCAAGACGCAGAUGAGCUUCAGCGAGGCCUCAAGCCGCGGCGCCAGCUUCUUGGACAAGCGCAGCGUCAGCGUGCAGGGCUUCCCCAGAGACAUGCGCCCACCGCUCCUGAGGAGUAGGCACCACGUGGGCCCCAGCUUCGGCGAACUAACACCCCUGGAGCAGACCCCGCGAGGGUCAGUGGACUCACUGGCCCUUUCCUACGCCACAGCAGGAAACUCUUUGGAUGGGACAACCAGGCGCCAGGAGCACCUCUCCCGCUUCUCGAUGCCCGACCUGAGCAAGGACUCCGGCGUGAACGUGUCUGAGAAAAGCGCCAUGGGCACCCUGAACUCCUCCGUGCAGUUCCGCAGCACCGAAUCCCUGACGUCGGCCCCGAGACCCCUCGCCGAUCUGGGCAUGCCCGUCCGGCUGAGGUACCCUCCUCCCCUCUACUGGGACUCUCCACGAGGCAUGAGCUUCGAGGAGCAAGUGAAAGGGCACAUGGGCCUGGCAGGAAGCAUGGGCAAUGUCCACGUGGUGACCCCACGCCCGCGCCGCGCCAACACGCAGGAUUCCCCACGCCAGCAGCCGCGAGCCAGGCAACACCACCACCGCAAAAGCCACAAGGGUCACAGGGGUCACCACCGCUCGCGCCGCUCGCGCUCCGACAAUGCCCUCCACCUCGCUGCCGAGAACCAGGGCUACCCCAGUGAUCCCAUCCAGAGGUUCCGCGACGACUUCCAGCGACUGCCCUCGUCCAGGAUGGGGCGGGACACCUUUGGGGCAAACUACGCGUACAGGCAGCAGUUUUUCAGGCCUUGCCCUCGGACCACCUCCGACCUGACCCUGCAGGACCCUGGGGGCCCAAGGCUUGGCCAAUACCUGGGCAGGUACGGGGAGCUGGCCGAGGACGAAGACCACUUUUGCUCCACCUGCUCGUCUUCUUCGGAGGCGUCCGACGACGAGGGCUACUUCAUGGGAGAGCCCAUCCCUCGGCCCGUGCAAGUCCGUUACCUGGACAACGAGGAGCUGCGACAGCGGUACAGCCCCACUCUGAUGAGCGGUCACUCCCAGCUACACACACGCAAGCGCCGGAAGAGUAAGAACUGCAUCAUCUCAUAAGAGAGAUUGUGCGUGUGUGUGUGGGUGUGUGUGUAGUGGGGGUUCCUGUGGGACUGAGUCUGUAAGUCUGUGUGUCUGCGUGCGAGUUCUUCUUCAACUAACUUACUGAAUGGAUCGUAAUCUUAUUUAGGCAUGAUCAAAUCAUAACCAAGAAAACUCGAUCAUGUCUUCUGGACCUUCUCUCCUCUGUUUACUGUGACAGAAGGUGGCACAAAGAUUUAUGUAUGAGCAAUUACCUAUUUGAAUAUUACAUUAAAUAUUGUAUAUUCGAAAAACUUUAGUUCACCUGUGGAAACGUGCAAUAAGAAUGUGCAACGUACCUUUGGUUUGGCUGGAAACGGAAAAUGUGCACCGAACCACUUCGAGACAAGGACUGAUGUCAGUAGGUUCCCAUAAUAACUGACUUUCAUUACAGUUGUAUUCUAAUCUUGUUUAUUCAGAAAUGUCUUAACUGAAAGUCAUUUGUGUUACC
Molecule: messenger RNA, 3409 nt
Organism: Electrophorus electricus (electric eel)
Lineage: Eukaryota; Metazoa; Chordata; Actinopteri; Gymnotiformes; Gymnotidae
Gene: prickle2a
Product: prickle homolog 2a
Molecular function (GO): zinc ion binding
Source: RefSeq, a predicted model, not a curated record